AGCUCAUUCAUCCUCCCGCUGCUGUAUGUAGCUGUUCUAAUCUCUCCUGUAGCGUCUUUAUAAGCGGAGGUCCUCCUUCUCCUCCUCCCUCCUGCCGCAAUCUCUCUCCUCUAUCUUUAGCUCUGUACCACACGGGCAGCGGCUUAACGCUCUUCUUGAGUUUACGCUUUCAUCCCUAUUCGGGCCGGUUUGUAUCUCUCAAUCGUCCAUCCGACCCACACAGAUGAUGACACUCUGGAGCUUUUAUCUGCUGUCCUGGACUUGAGAAGCGCAGUGAAUGAUGUUGUUUUCCCCGAGCCGGAGCGCACGGCAAGCCCGGGCCUCCCUCCUUCUACCCGGGGUCUUGAUCUGCGUAAUCCUCGCCGCCGUCGGUGCGAGUAUGCCGGCAAACAAGUGCCCCGAUCACAUAGACUGUGCCAGGAUGCGGCGGCACUUAUCCAAAUCUGGAUCCUGCCACUGUGGCCCCUGCCUUACCCCAUUGGAGGAAGAUGAAUUGGGACUUUGUGUUGAUCACAGGAGACACAAUCCCCAGCACCACCUCCAAGUGAUCUCCUAUCAUGACGUUGAUGAAGAAAUCGACCAUCUGUCCUCUUUCAUUGCCAAGCAGCAAAUGUCAGAAGUCAAGCAGCCAGAGUCUCCUCUACAAUCCCGGUCAGAAUCGAAGCAGAAGAGUCUGCCCAAACCCACAACCAUAGAACUAACAACCAGCAGCCCAUCGACACCACAACACCACACUCCUAAAUCUCCCCAGCCAAUCACAAACUCGUCCGAUCGUCAUGGGCCGAUCGCUUCCCCCAACACUUCCAGAGACAGCCUGCUAGUCUUGAUGAUAUCUUUAUGCAUUAUUUUGGGGGCCAUGGCACUUAUUGUUGCUACCGUCUGCUGGAUCAGGUUACAGAGAGAAACUCAUUUGGCUCAGAAGGUGGAUUACCCUGCAUUUCAUGCAGCAGGCCCCGACCAUAACCAUACUUCUUCUGGGGAUAAAACACUGGCUCACAAUGCUCAGAUGUAUCACUACCAGCAUCAGAAACAACAGAUGCUCUCAAUGGAGAAACAUAAAGCAGAACCUAAAGUCUCAGAGUCUGGGGCCACAUCAGAUGAGGAGAAUGAAGAGGGAGAUUUCACUGUGUAUGAGUGCCCUGGACUGGCACCGACUGGAGAGAUGGAGGUGAAAAACCCACUGUUUGACGACUCCACCUUACACUCGCAGAGAAAUCAUAAGUGACCUGGACACACACACACACACCCCUGCAUAAUUUUAGAAUAGGCCUAACACACCUAAAAGCAUUCCUCCAUAGGGUGAAGUUGCACCACUCAUGAAUGAUGACAUCGAAAAAACACUAUGACUGUAUUUUUCCUGGAACGUCUGAGCUGAUGCCCAGCCCCUCAGAACAAAGUGAAAAAAAUACCCAAACUCUAAAGAUACUGAAGAAGGGAUGGUAUGUAGACGAGCGAUGAAGUAACAGACAGCAGUGGUUAAGAGGUUUUCCUUGUACUCAGAUGCACAUAUAAAAACUCUUGCGCCGCAAACUCUCAGUGGAAACUCAAACCGUCCUUUUAAUGCGGUUUCUUUUCACCACACCUUUAUUCUUUAAGUCUGGUGUUUCUUCAAUAGCGUUUUAUGUCUCCUCCCUUUUAAAAUCACGUGUCACGUUAGGAAUCUUUAUAAGCGUCUCUUUCGGCUAGAUGUAAUUUUUUAAAGCAGUGUUCAUCUUUUUUGGGCAAAGCUGCCUUCAGAAGCGCACCUUCUUAUUAUUGUGUAUAAGAAAUACACAGUGGUCUCUCAUACAUUGUAAUUUGCCUCUCCUUAUCUGAAUAUUAUUUUCUUAUUGUCGACAUUUGCUUGUCUUUAUCAGUGCUGAUCUAAAACAACAUAAUAUAUUCUCUUUUUUUAAUUAAGAAGAGUUCUGUUUCAUUUUUGUCACUUUAGUAAUUUUUCCUCUGUAUGUUCUUCAAUGAAGUGUGAAGUCUCUUUAUCCCACUCUUAUCUCUUUUUUUUUGUUUGUUUGUUUUCUUUGUAUCCCUCAGUAAAAAUCAAAAUGCAGUUUAUCUAAUGAUAUAAUGACUGUGGCAGGGAAUUAAAUACUAGUCACACUGAAAAAGAGAUGUUAUGGUUCCUGUGCUCAAGUCACUUUAGUGUAAAUAAAUAAAUAAAUAAACUUAAAUACA
Messenger RNA from Ctenopharyngodon idella (grass carp), 2169 nucleotides. It is a transcript of the gene npdc1a, whose product is annotated as neural proliferation, differentiation and control, 1a. Lineage: Eukaryota; Metazoa; Chordata; Actinopteri; Cypriniformes; Xenocyprididae. The coding region runs from base 278 to 1225 and encodes 315 amino acids. The record is from RefSeq and is a predicted model, not a curated record. The transcript is spliced from 9 exons. Gene Ontology annotation, cellular component: membrane.